AUGAGUCCUCCAUCCUUAAGAAAGUAUGGCUGCAGUGGUAUAACUUGGAGUGGUUUGUUGGGGAACACUAUCUGCCUGGUAGCACGCGCGAGACGCUCCUGCCUUCUUCUCUGUGUAGUAAGACCCGGAGCCUCUGCUGCCCCCUGGCUUGGGCCAUUGGACCAAUUGGGGCCCAUCGAUGAGACCACAACGAACCCGGAAACAUUCCCAAUACGCUCGUGGCGGUCGUAUAGCGGUGGCGGGUCGGGAUGCGCAUGGGCACGCCCACACGCCUUAUUGGCGGACGAAUUGAACCGUCUCCGCCGUGCAGCAAUAUCUCUUGGGUUCUCCGAGCUUUUGACAUGUGUGGGCGGAGCUUUAGAGCGCGAAUGUGCGUCUUUAGGCGGGUCUGCCCCACCCGAGUGUGCAUUACAACUUGCCCAUGCAGCUGCCGCCCUGAGGGAUCCAAAGACCGCCCUCGACAUAAAACAUACCCUACAACCAUAG
This is a messenger RNA of Pieris macdunnoughi, 486 nucleotides long. The record is from the annotation of a GenBank genome assembly. NCBI's taxonomy places the organism in Eukaryota, Metazoa, Arthropoda, Insecta, Lepidoptera, Pieridae.